GUUCCCACCCUUGCGCAUCGAGAGCUCAAGUCAAGUGCAGCUGGGAGAGGAGUGCCAAUGGAGGGGACGCCGCAGCUGGAGACCGGCGGCGGCGAGUACACGCAGGACGGCACGACGGACCUCUGCGGCAACCCGGUCAUCCGAUCCAAUCGAGGAGGAUGGAAAGCAUGCUCCUUCGUUCUUGUGUACGAGGUGUUCGAGCGGAUGGCGCCCUAUGGAAUCGCGUCCAACCUGGUGCUGUACCUGACGAGGGAGCUGCACCAGGGCACGGUGCGCUCCGCCAACAACGUCACCAACUGGGCCGGCACCAGCCUCAUCACGCCCGUCCUCGGCGCCUACAUCGCCGACGCCCACCUCGGACGCUACCGCACCUUCAUGGCCGCCUCCGCCAUCUACCUUCUCGUAAGUCCUUCCCUUCCUUCAUACCUCCGCUCGGGCCGCCGGCAAAAGCUCUCCCUGAAAAUGGAAAAAAAAAAACUUGGCCAACGGAUGAUUGCGCAGGGAAUGUGCCUGCUGACCAUGGCCGUGUCGCUGCCGCCGCUGAAGCCGCUGGCGUGCGGCACCGGCACGGCGGACCCGACCUGCGAGCGCAAGGCGUCGAGCCUGCAGCUGGGCGUGUUCUUUCUGGCCCUGUACACCCUCGCCGUCGGCACAGGCGGCACCAAGCCCAACAUCUCCACCAUCGGCGCCGACCAGUUCGACAAGCACGAGCCGAGGGAGCGCCGGCAGAAGCUCUCCUUCUUCAACUGGUGGAUGUUCAGCAUCUUCCUAGGCACGCUCUUCGCCAACACCGUCCUCGUCUACAUCCAGGACAAGAUCGGCUGGACCGUCGGCUACGCGCUCCCCACCAUCGGCCUCGCCGUCUCCAUCGCCGUGUUCACCGCCGGAACGCCCCUGUACCGCCACAAGCCGACCUCACCCGAGAGCUCCCUCGCCAAGAUGGCCGGGGUCAUCGUCACCGCCGUCCGCAAGUGCCGCGUCACGGCGCCCGCGGACCCGCGCGACCUGCACGAGCUCGACCCGGACCAAUACGACAGGAAAAAGACGUCCCCGCUGCCCCACACGCCGACUUUCAGUGUGCUGAGCAAAGCGGCGGUGAGGACCGGGGCCGGGAGCACGUCGCGGUGGUCGCUGAGCACGGUGACGCAGGUGGAGGAGACGAAGCAGAUGCUCAAGAUGCUUCCCGUGCUGUUCAUCACGUUCGUGCCGAGCGCGAUGCUGGCCCAGAUCAACACGCUGUUCGUGAAGCAGGGCACGACGCUGGAGCGGCGCGUCGGCGGCUUCGACAUCCCGCCGGCGAGCCUGCAGGGGUUCGUGACCGUCUCCAUGCUCGUCUCCGUCGUGAUCUACGACCGCCUCUUCGUGCCCUGCAUGCGGCGCCUGACAAAGAACCCGCGGGGCAUCUCGCUGCUCCAGCGGAUGGGCGUCGGGCUCGUCCUCCACAUCGCGAUCAUGGUGAUCGCGUCGGCGACCGAGCGGCACCGCCUGGCCGUGGCGCGCGAGAACGGCGUGCUCGACAGCAGGGGCACGAUGGUCCGGCUCUCCAUCUUCGUGCUGCUCCCGCAGUUCGUGCUCAUGGGCCAGGUUUCCAACAUCCUGGAGGUGGCCAAGAUCGAGUUCUUCUAUGACCAGGCGCCCGAGGGGAUGAAGAGCCUCGGCACGUCCUACGCCAUGACCAGCCUCGGCGUCGGCAACUUCCUCAGCAGCUUCCUGCUGUCGACGGUGUCGCGCGUCACGCGACGGAGCGGAAGAGGACAUGGAGGCUGGAUCCAGAACAACCUCAACGCCUCGCGGCUGGACCUCUACUACGCCUUCGCCGUGCUUAACUGUGCUAACCUCCUCGUCUUCUUCGCCGUGUGCCGGAUGUACGUGUACAACGCCGACAGCGCUGACGGUGGCAAGGAGAAGCAGGGGAGGCCAGGAAUCGUGAAGGAGCCAAUGAUAAUACUCCCUCCGUUCCAAAAUAGAUGACUCAACUGUUGGCUUUUGAUCACUAGACCAAAUUGCCCAGGAGCUACACAAGACACGUGCUAAGCUAGCUAGCUAUCGAGCAAGCAGCUUGAUCGAUCUGGCCGUGCGUGCGUACACGAGGCUGUCUUGUACGUGCGUGCGUAGCCGGCGACUCUCUCCACGUAAACUUGCGAACGAACAGAAGAAACUCUUUUUCG
Triticum aestivum (bread wheat) is the source of this 2168-nucleotide messenger RNA. RefSeq names its product protein NRT1/ PTR FAMILY 5.2-like. The coding region runs from base 58 to 1971 and encodes 637 amino acids. Lineage: Eukaryota; Viridiplantae; Streptophyta; Magnoliopsida; Poales; Poaceae. The record is from RefSeq and is a predicted model, not a curated record. Gene Ontology annotation, cellular component: membrane. Gene Ontology annotation, molecular function: tripeptide transmembrane transporter activity; dipeptide transmembrane transporter activity. Gene Ontology annotation, biological process: dipeptide transport; transmembrane transport. The transcript is spliced from 3 exons.